Molecule: messenger RNA, 317 nt
Organism: Entamoeba invadens IP1
Lineage: Eukaryota; Evosea; Mastigamoebida; Endamoebidae
Product: dihydropyrimidine dehydrogenase, putative
Exons: 1
Biological process (GO): uracil catabolic process; thymine catabolic process
Cellular component (GO): cytosol
Molecular function (GO): dihydropyrimidine dehydrogenase (NADP+) activity; iron-sulfur cluster binding; uracil binding
Source: RefSeq, a predicted model, not a curated record
AUGUGUGACAUCGAAUUAAUAGACGUUGCUUCCCGUGACUGCCUUAGAAAGCAGAGAAAGGAAAUCACAGACUACAACAAAACUUUUAAAGUUGACUACAACGAAGAAGAGAUUGUCCACGAGGCAAGACGCUGUUUGUACUGUGCUGAUGCCAACUGCCAAAACUGUUGCCCAACCAACUUAGAUGCCAAAAGAAUGGUCCACGCUGCUGGUGAAAAGAACUUUUAUGAGGCUGCUACCGUCGCUUUGACUGCUAACCCACUAGCACUUUCAUGUGGUCACUUGUGCUCUGCUGAAGAACUUUGCCAAUGUGGGUG